Messenger RNA from Pararge aegeria (speckled wood butterfly), 2352 nucleotides. It is a transcript of the gene vimar, whose product is annotated as rap1 GTPase-GDP dissociation stimulator 1-B. Gene Ontology annotation, molecular function: protein binding; guanyl-nucleotide exchange factor activity; proton-transporting ATPase activity, rotational mechanism. Bases 168 to 2132 code for a protein of 654 amino acids. Gene Ontology annotation, biological process: positive regulation of GTPase activity; proton transmembrane transport. The record is from RefSeq and is a predicted model, not a curated record. The transcript has 7 exons. Gene Ontology annotation, cellular component: cytosol; vacuolar proton-transporting V-type ATPase, V1 domain. NCBI's taxonomy places the organism in Eukaryota, Metazoa, Arthropoda, Insecta, Lepidoptera, Nymphalidae.
UAAUUUUCAGGAUUUUGGAGCUUGAAUUUCCCAUGAAUUUUCAUUGAAUUUAAGUUUAAAAUCGUUUCAAAAUUAUGCGUAAUGUGUAGAUCGUUAUUGUAGUGAAUUAGUCUAGGAAACCUUUCUGAUUUUAUGUUUUGUUAUUAUACUUGUGCGACAAUUUCUUGAUGCUAAUCAACAUGGACGGUCCUUCAGCGAAAAAAUCAACUUCAUUCGAGACUUUGGUCAUACAAAACAUAGGAAAUGUUUGCGAUCUCAAGGCAAAACUGAAUGAAAUAAUUUGUUCAAGCAAAAACUACGACUACGAUGUUUCCUCCUGUCUCAAGGCUCUGCUGAAGAGUAGCGAUCAAGUUAUAGUGCUGCUUACCGUACAAGCGAUAUCGGAACUCGCGAAAUGCGAAAUAAAACGUGAAUCAUACGCCCAAAGGGAUGUUAUUGAACCUAUUUUGUCCUUGUUGAACAAAGACCUUACUUCGGAAAAUAUAGAGCUCCAUAAGCAGUGCUGUAGAGCUUUGGGUAAUCUGUGCUGUGAUAGUGAUAAAUCAAGAAAGAUAUUACUUGAAUACAAUGGGGUUGCAACCCUAAAUAAUAUAUUAAGAAUCUCUACAAGAGAAAUAAAGUUACCUUUACAAGAGAUCAAACUGUUUGCAUGUAAAACCUUAUUGAAUUAUGCCAUUGGAGGGUUUGAGUUCUCUGACUCCUUGGUCAAAGGAGGUAUAAUAGAUAAUAUAACAAAAUUAUUGUCUAUUGAAGCUGAGAAAGAGGUGAUGGACGAUGAUUUGGUGUCCACUAUCUUGUUAAUAUUAAGUGUGGUGAAUGAUAAUGAUUCAGAGCUAUUGUACGAGGAGGAAGUCAAUCUCACAGUGUUCCAUGUUUUGAAGGAAACUUCUAAUGUUGAGGUGUCCGAGCUGUGUUUUGAGCAUUUACAUACUCAGGCUGAGCAUGAUUCAGUGAAAACUCUAUUAGCUAAAGCAGGUGGAGUGAACCUGGUAUGCUUGCGUCUGGAGCAGUUGCUGCAAAAGCAUCAUGCGGGCAACUUGAACAUGGAAGACAAUGAGAUUGAUACUGUCAUGAAGCAUGCAUGUGAUUUGAUCAUCAUGGUAUUGACUGGAGAUGAAGCCAUGGACAGUCUGUACGCGGACGGGGAGGGCGAGGUGUACCGGAGCGCCGUGCGCUGGCUGCGGGCCGGCAGCCAUCAGCUGCUGGCGACGGCGGUGCUGGCCGUGGGGAACUUCGCGCGCCGGGACGAGCACUGCAUCCGCAUGAUGAGCGACGGCAUCUUCGACAAACUACUCGACAUUUUCGAACAGUACAAUGACAGUGUGUCCCAAAACGAGAAAAACCCCAUAGACAAAUCGACUAUAACCAAAAUCCAACAUGCUGCAUUGUCGGCUUUGAGAAACCUCACCGUGCCCGUGGCGAAUAAGAAGUUAGCCGCCAUCCAAGGCAGGGCUGCACCGAUUUUGAUUAACGCACUGCCUAAUGUUGAAGAUCAUCACGUGGCCUAUAAACUCUUGGCGGCCAUAAGAAUGCUAGUUGAUGGACAAGCGGACGUGGCGCGGCAGCUGGCGGGCGACGCGGCGGCGCUGCGGGGCGUGGCGCGCUGGGGCGGCGCGGGCGGCGGGGGCGGGGGCGCGGCGGCCGAGGCCCCGCGCCUGCUGGCGUGGGCCGUGCGCCUGCUGCCGCGCUGCGCCGUGCUGCACAACCUCCUGCAGGCGGAAGGCUGUAUAUGUUGCCUCGUGAACAUGCUAGUGGCAUCUCACUCCGUCAUGCAGAACGAAGCUAUCCUCGCUCUCACUCUGUUAGCGGUCGCACCUUUAAACGACCAAAGUGCAAGCAGCAACCAAUCAGAAAUGGACUUUAACACCCAGUUAAUAAAGUCCGAAAUCGGUAAGCACAUAUCUGUAUUAAUCGAGACGAAUUGCGCUAAAAUGCCAAUACAGGUCGCCGAAAACUUGAUCGCGUUUCUCGACAUAACGUCAAAGGAUAACACAAUAGUUUCCGACUACAAGGAUUCCAAAGUGCACGAAGCUCUACAGAAGUUCGUCGAAGCGAGAAACGAUCUCAGCGAUGAUUUGAAAGCGUGUAUUGGCAAAGUUAUUAAGAUUGUAUCGGAUAAUACUAAGGAGUGAAGGUAGUUGUUAAUCGUUCAAUGAACAAAUAUUUGGGCUUCGAUCAAUAAUGUACUAGAUCUACAGUCCCAUACUUUAAGAGAAACAGUUUGGUUUUCAUACUUUAAAGGUUUUUACAAAUAAAAGCCUACCUUUUAAAAUGACAAAGCGCGAUAAAGCACUGAUUGACUAUUUCAAGGUUUUUUUUAAUAUUAUCUGUUGUGUGCUUUUAAAAUAUUGA